UUUUUAGUUCUUUCUUCUGUUUGUUUUUCCCCAAAGUUGAGAAAAACAUUAAUCAAUUUUCCCAACGUCUCUUUAUUUGCUUAGCUGAAAUCAACUUUACCUUUUCUCACUCUCAAAAGUCUCACCUUUCACACUCUUUUUUCUCUCAUAAGCUCCAUUCUUGAUUAUCUGUUGUACAAAAGGUAAGGUCUUUGAGACACCCUUUUGCUCAUUUCUCAUUUUUCAGCUGUGUCACUGUUCUUGAUUUCAUAAUAUUUGUAGAUAAAAAUGCAAUCUUUUUUGUGUUUUAGCAUUUUCUUGAUUCUGUGUAGUUGUUGUGUUUUUGUUACUUCUUUGAAUGAUGAAGGGAUAGCUCUUUGGUCAUUUAAAAAAGGUAUUGGACAAGACCCUGAAGGGUCACUUAAAAAUUGGAACUUUUCUGAUGAAACCCCUUGUUCUUGGAAUGGUGUUACAUGCAAAGACCUAAAAGUUGUAUCUGUUAGUAUACCUAGAAAGAAACUCACUGGGUUUCUUUCUUCUAGUCUUGGAUCUCUUACUGAGCUUAGACAUGUUAAUUUAAGAAGUAAUUUGUUUUCUGGUAGUUUGCCUGUUGAGCUUUUUGAGGUUCAAGGUUUGCAAAGUUUGGUUCUUUAUGGGAAUUCCUUUUCUGGGGUAAUACCUUUUGAGGUUGGGAAGCUAAAUUAUCUUCAAACUUUGGAUUUAUCACAAAAUUUCUUGAAUGGGUCUGUGCCUAUAACAUUACUUCAGUGUAAGAGAUUGAAGGUUCUUGAUUUAAGUCAUAAUAACUUUACUGGUGUUGUACCAGAAGGGUUUGGGGGUAAUUUGUCUGCAUUGGAAGAACUUAAUCUUGGAUUCAACAAAUUUGAUGGUAAAAUUCCAACUGAUUUGGGAAAUUUGUCUAAUUUGAAAGGAACUGUUGAUUUGUCUCAUAAUAUGUUUAGUGGUUCGAUUCCGGCUAGUCUUGGUAAUCUUCCUGAGAAGGUGUAUAUUGAUUUGACUUAUAACAAUUUGAGUGGUCCAAUUCCACAAAAUGGUGCUUUGAUUAACAGAGGACCUACUGCUUUUAUUGGAAAUCUUGGGCUUUGUGGACCUCCAUUGAAAAACCCGUGUUCUGCGCAAAGUGACGCGAGUUCACCGUCCUCGGAACCUUUCUUGCCUAAUAACAUACCUCCAUUAGAUGGUGCUGGAGGGGAUGUGAAUGGUAGAGGUUUGAGUAGAGGUGCUGUAAUCGCGAUAAUUGUGGGGGAUGUGGUCGGAAUUUGUGUUAUUGGGUUGUUGUUCUCGUAUUGUUAUUCGAGAAUCUGCGGUUGUGGGAGGAAAAAAGAUGAAUCCGGAUUUGGUUUUCAGAAGGGGGGAGGGAACGGAAGGAAAGAGUGUUUAUGUUUUAGGAAGGAUGAGUCGGAGACGUUAUCGGAAAAUGUUGAACAAUAUGAUCUAGUGGCACUAGAUAAUCAAGUGGCAUUUGAUCUUGAUGAACUUCUCAAGGCAUCUGCAUUUGUCCUUGGUAAAAGUGGUAUCGGCAUUGUGUACAAAGUUGUGCUCGAAGACGGGCUUAACUUGGCUGUAAGGAGAUUAGGCGAGGGUGGUUCACAAAGAUUUAAGGAAUUCCAGACGGAGGUCGAAGCAAUUGGAAAACUGAGACAUCAAAAUAUUGUGACUCUUCGUGCCUAUUAUUGGUCUGUCGAUGAGAAGCUACUGAUAUAUGACUUCAUUCCAAAUGGAAACCUUACCACUGCAAUUCACGGAAAACCUGGUAUGGUGUCGUUUACACCGCUUUCAUGGUCCAUUCGACUGAAAAUAAUGAAGGGAACUGCAAAAGGUUUGGUUUAUUUACACGAGUACAGUCCCAAGAAAUAUGUUCACGGCGAUCUAAAGCCUUCUAAUAUAUUACUUGGGCACGACAUGGAGCCCAAAAUCUCGGACUUUGGACUUGGACGUCUUGCUAAUAUAGCUGGAACAUCCCCUACGUUGCAAUCCAACCACAUGACCUCUGAGAAACCACAACAAAGUAAGCAAGGCAGUGCGCCAUCAGAGUCCGGGACAGUUACAUCAACUACAACUUCUGGUUCUUGCUACCAAGCUCCCGAGGCGUUAAAAGUGGUGAAACCAUCACAAAAAUGGGACAUUUACUCGUACGGAGUGAUCUUGCUUGAAAUGAUCACGGGAAGAACCCCGAUUAUCCAAGUAGGUUCUACUGAAAUGGAUCUCGUAAACUGGAUUCACUGGUGCAUUGAAGAGAAGAAGCCACUUUCGGAUGUAUUGGACUUGUGUUUAGCACAAGAUGCUGAUAAAGAAGAGGAAAUGAUCGCGGUUUUGAAGAUUGCAAUGGCGUGUGUUCACAGCAGCCCGGAGAGAAGACCUUCAAUGAGACACAUAUCUGAUGCAUUAGAAAGACUGCAAGCUUCCUCUGAAUGAACGAUCGAAACAGAUCCUUCAGGCUGGCUUCACAUUGCAGUAAGGAUCACAGCAUCUAACCGAUAACUAUGAAGCACGAUCACUGCUUGGCGCGCGAUACAUAUUGACUAACACUAGUAAUCUCCACUUGUUUGUGAAGGAAUAUCUGUUUGAACAUUGCCCUUUUUGCUCUCUAAUAGCAAGCUUUUUCUUGUGUCUAUUUGAUUAAGAACAUAAAUUAUUUGUUUCUCUCCUUAUUACUAUAUUACUAUUCAUCUUUUGUUUGUUACAAAUGAGUAUAUGUAAAUAAAAAUGAUUUGUCAAAAAUAUUAAAUAAGAUGGUGUAAGCAAUAACUAUACGUC
Solanum pennellii is the source of this 2757-nucleotide messenger RNA. Its product is annotated as receptor protein kinase-like protein ZAR1. Gene Ontology annotation, biological process: protein phosphorylation. The record is from RefSeq and is a predicted model, not a curated record. The transcript is spliced from 2 exons. NCBI's taxonomy places the organism in Eukaryota, Viridiplantae, Streptophyta, Magnoliopsida, Solanales, Solanaceae. The coding region runs from base 268 to 2415 and encodes 715 amino acids. Gene Ontology annotation, molecular function: ATP binding; protein binding; protein kinase activity.